GCGGUGGAAGACUGAAUGGACGUGUUCUUUGGAAGGGAGAAGCAGAGGAUAGCUAUGGCUCGUCUAUUCUACCACGAGCCGCAGUUCGCGAUCCUGGACGAAUGCACCAGUGCCGUCUCGGUCGACGUGGAAGGCCAGAUGUACCAGUACUGCAGAGAGAUGGGCAUAACCCUCUUCACCGUAUCGCACCGCAAGUCGUUAUGGAAGCACCACGACCACUACCUCCAAAUGGACGGCCGAGGCGGCUACGUCUUCGAGGCCAUAGACAACGAAACGCAGGAGUUCGGUUCGUGAUCGAAUCGGCGUCGGCUCGGAGUCGUGGCGACGUCGAUUCGAAAGCGAACCCGGGUCGGAACGAAAUCGAAGCGCGUGUAUAUGCGAUGCACGCGUUGUGUUUUUUAAUGCAUUUUAAAUCAAUGUAU
Ostrinia furnacalis (Asian corn borer) is the source of this 422-nucleotide messenger RNA. RefSeq names its product ATP-binding cassette sub-family D member 3-like. Bases 16 to 294 code for a protein of 92 amino acids. The record is from RefSeq and is a predicted model, not a curated record. Gene Ontology annotation, molecular function: long-chain fatty acid transmembrane transporter activity; ATPase-coupled transmembrane transporter activity; ATP binding. Gene Ontology annotation, biological process: long-chain fatty acid import into peroxisome; peroxisome organization; very long-chain fatty acid catabolic process. The transcript has 3 exons. Gene Ontology annotation, cellular component: peroxisomal membrane. NCBI's taxonomy places the organism in Eukaryota, Metazoa, Arthropoda, Insecta, Lepidoptera, Crambidae.